ACUAAAUAAACCUAUCUGUCCACUAUCCACUUUAUAAAAGCUAUGCAAGCUUUCAUUCGCAAGUUUGUAAGCGGCACAGCAAGCCGAACACAGUCAGCUCCUAGCAGGCGGUCUGCGCUCAACGCGGCCGAGAUCCCAGCGUCUAGUUCGGCCUCGACUAGCAACAGCGGCUCAGCAGUAGCGAUGGCGACUGUGACCCGAGUGCCCCAACGGCAUUUACGGGGAGGACACAGCCUGCACGUGUCCAAGCCCACUUGGUGGCUGGAGAGCCGCUUCCACUUCUCAUUCGCCGACUACUGGGAUCCCGUACGACAGAAUUUCGGAGUGCUGCGGGUUCUGAAUGACGACCUGGUCAAGGCGGGAGCGGGAUUCGGGGCACAUCCCCAUCGGGAUGCCGAGAUCUUCAGCUACGUGGUGUCCGGGCAGCUUAGUCAUGCGGACUCGAUGGGCAACAAGGAAGCGCUGCCCCGUGGCUGUGUUCAGUACAUGAGCGCGGGUACGGGCGUCGUACACUCGAUCCGCGGUUUGCAAUUCACCUGCGAGGAGAUGAACGAGGGGUCGGAGACAUGUCGCUUCCUGCAGCUGUGGAUUACACCAGACCGACGCGGACACGACCCACAGUACGGCAGCAGCACGUACGGCAAGUCUGAUCGACACAACCGACUGCUACAGAUUCUGGGCGGCACCGGCAGCCCCCCCGCCUGGCCUCACACCGUCAACCUGCAAUCCAUUCGGCUGCACCAGGACGCCAACAUCUUCGUGUCGGAGAGCGAUCCCGGCACGCGAUUCGACGUGAGCCUGGGACCCAACCGACAGGCCUACCUCAUCUGUAUUGAGGGCGGUCUCCACGCCAAUGACGUGCAGCUGGACGCGCGUGACGGUGCCCGGAUUGUCGGCUCGGAGUCGGGUCCUUCCCCGUUGACCUUGGAAGCGGGGGCACUGGGGGCGCAUUUCCUCGUCGUGGAGAUGGCCAAGUCUGCUGACCGGUAGUGGCUUCUUGGGGGGGUGCUCCCGGGUCUGGAAGCGGAGGAACACCAUUACUAGCAGCAGCAGCAACAACAGCUCAGCAAUGCACAUGUAGGGGGGUUCACGCGAAGGACCCCAACCCCCCGGGUCCAAGAGACGAAUGAAGCCUUUGCACCGAUGCGGUGCCAUCGUCAUCGUGACCGCCAUAGGAACGAACGAUUGUACGGCGGACCUGGAACCCGGACAUGAAGCAUAUCCUUGAUUGCAUGCCUCCAUCAAUACGUAUUACUUACCGACCUGAAGGACGGUUGACAACAAGGAGAUGAGCAUGGCGGGGGGAUUCUGCGGGGAGUGGGGGCGUCUGGUUGGGGGGGUGAUGUGUGCGUGUGUGUAUGUACAUUACCAAGGCUGCAAGAAAGGGAUGGAGGUUUGUAUACGCCAGACCUAGACCUGUAUGCAUGUAUAUUUAUGUGUUU
This is a messenger RNA of Volvox carteri f. nagariensis, 1442 nucleotides long. RefSeq lists its product as uncharacterized. Bases 43 to 990 code for a protein of 315 amino acids. The record is from RefSeq and is a predicted model, not a curated record. The transcript is spliced from 11 exons. NCBI's taxonomy places the organism in Eukaryota, Viridiplantae, Chlorophyta, Chlorophyceae, Chlamydomonadales, Volvocaceae.